This is a messenger RNA of Rotaria sp. Silwood2, 453 nucleotides long. NCBI's taxonomy places the organism in Eukaryota, Metazoa, Rotifera, Eurotatoria, Philodinida, Philodinidae. The record is from the annotation of a GenBank genome assembly.
AUGAAAAAGAUCAACCGAAACAAACCUUCAAGGAAUCAAAAUCCUCCAUAUAAAGAUUCAGAUGCUAAAAGGCAACAUGAUUUAUAUCGUGAUGAUGAUAAUGAACCAACAUCAUGUCGUUCACAUUAUCAAAGUCAAACGCUGCGACGAGGAGGUCGGGCUCGUUUUGGUCGUCGUGGUAGUGAUCGACAUCAACAAAAUUAUGAUGAAAGAAAUGAUUAUUGUCGACGAGCUCUACCAAAUUAUAAAUCCCCACGUGAUUAUGAUCAAUAUGAAAAUAAUGAACAAACAGCUCCACCUCUUCGUAAUCAACAACGACAACAACAACAAUCAUCAUCAGCAUCUGAACAAACACUUCAUCGUGAAAGAAAUUUUACAAAUAGUCAAUAUCAACAACGUAGUACACCGAAAAAUAAUAAUGAUCAAGAUGAUCAAAGACGAUCAGGUGGAUAA